AUGGUCGAAGAAAUGACAAUUUCAGAUUCAAAUCCUCCGCUUUUGAUCAGGUCUCUGGUGAGUGGAUACGGUAGAUUAGGAUUAUUCACGGAUAUGCGAAGAGUUCUUCGGAAAAUGGAGGAUGUUGGGUACUGUUUGGACACAAUUUGUUCGAACAUCGUUCUUUCGUCGUUUGGAGCCCAUAGCGAGCUAUCGGAGAUGGCUUCAUGGCUUCGAAAAAUGAAGGAUUCUAACAUUUCCUUUUCGAUACGGACGUACAAUUCUAUCAUGAAUUCAUGCCCACCAAUCACGUCCUUGGUCAAAGACUUGAAAUUUGUCCCCCUUUCGAUAGAGGAUCUGAAAGAAAGGCUACAGAAAGAUGAAACCUUGUUGGUUGAACAACUGAUCGGAUCGUCUGUACUGAUGGGUGCCUUGAAAUGGUGCCCUUCGGAGGGGAAGUUGGAUUUACAUGGAAUGCACUUGGCUACUGCUUAUUUGAUCAUGCUACAGUGGGUACAAGUGCUAAGAUCAAGGUUUAGUGCGGGAAGUUGGGUAAUUCCGACGGAGCUUAGGUUGAUAUGUGGAUCGGGAAAGCACAGCAGUGUGAGAGGGGAAUCGCCAGUGAAAGCCCUGAUUAAACAGAUGAUGGUUCGGAUGAGAAGUCGGAUGAAAAUUGAUCGAACCAAUGUGGGAUGCUUUGUUGGUAGAGGAAGGGCCGUGAGGGAUUAG
Molecule: messenger RNA, 708 nt
Organism: Nelumbo nucifera (sacred lotus)
Lineage: Eukaryota; Viridiplantae; Streptophyta; Magnoliopsida; Proteales; Nelumbonaceae
Source: RefSeq, a predicted model, not a curated record